AUGCCACAGGUUUAUGUUUUUUUAAAGGUAGUUUUCAAUAUCCCUUCUAUUUCUCCACAUCCCUUUUUGCCAUUUCUAUUUUUUGUCGCUUUCUUUCUUUUUGCAUAUUAUCUCUUUCUCUUUUUAUAUUCUUUUCUUCUCCCCCUCUUUUUUUAUUUUUUUUAUAGUUUUUUAUUUCCUUUAUUUCUUCUCAUUUUCCAUCUAAUUAUCUCACCUUCCUCCUUCUCUGUUUUUCUACUUCAUCAAAUUUCCAGUUUUAUAUUUUCUCUUUGCUUUUUCUCAUAUUUAGUCCUGUCUUUAUAUUUUGUUCUUUUUUUAUAUCUCUCAUUCUUCUCAUAUCUAUCUAUCUAUCUAUCUAUCUAUCUAUCUAGCAAAACUUUCCUAUCCUUUGACAGCCUUAAUUUCUGCCACAUACUUUCUCUUUCUUUCUCUAUUCUCUUUAUUCACCUGUUCUUUCCUUUUGAUCAUAUUUUUAAUCCCCUUUUACAUUCUCUCUCUUGUAACCUUUUACUUUCUCUCUCAUUUCUCUUUCUUUCAAUAGCUGAACUACUCUUGUGUUCAAAUUUCUGUCAUUCUCUUUCUUAUCCUUCCUUUUAUUCUUCUUUUCUUUCUCCACACAUUGUCUCUUUCCAUCAUAAAUGGCUUUCCCAAUGCUUUUUCUCUUAA
Messenger RNA from Acanthosepion pharaonis, 666 nucleotides. The record is from the annotation of a GenBank genome assembly. Lineage: Eukaryota; Metazoa; Mollusca; Cephalopoda; Sepiida; Sepiidae.